This is a messenger RNA of Botrytis sinoallii, 921 nucleotides long. RefSeq lists its product as uncharacterized. Gene Ontology annotation, biological process: thiamine biosynthetic process. The transcript has a single exon. Lineage: Eukaryota; Fungi; Ascomycota; Leotiomycetes; Helotiales; Sclerotiniaceae. The coding region runs from base 1 to 921 and encodes 306 amino acids. The record is from RefSeq and is a predicted model, not a curated record.
AUGCAACCUUUUCAUCUUACUGCCACUGGUUAUAAUCUCAAUUAUCUCCCUGAGUAUAUCGCCUUACGGCAUGGUUUCUUUAAAGAGCAAGGACUUGACGUCACUGUAAACAUACCUACGCCUUGGGAUGGUGUCCUUGACGCUCUCGCUGAUGGCACAGCCGACAUGGCUCUUGGUGGCAUCUGGGUACCAUCAAUGUACCGUGACAGAGUUAAGGACUACACUGUAUUCGCACAGAUUGCAAAUCGAUGUCCUUUAGCCAUACUCAGGCGUGGCCAUAACGAAGGAUUUAAACUAUCUGAUAUGGUUGGGAGCACGGUUCUGAUGAAAUCCGGCGGUGGAGCUAGCGUUGGCCUUUUCUUCAAGAUGUUAUUGCGCGAAAACAAUAUCGAUCAUAAUUCUCUUGACUAUAUUCAAGAUCUUGAUGGUAUAAUGCUGGGCAAUUUAUUUCAGGGUGGUAUGGGUGAUUAUUUCAUAACAGACAAUCUUUCGGCGCGGGUUAUGGUUGAACAAAACAAAAAUAUCUCCAUCGCGAUGGAAAUGGUAUCUCAGAAAGAUGUUCCUUGGAGCGUGUAUUAUCGGGAGACUGAAGGAAUCACGCCGGAGGUUCUGGAUGCACAAAAGCGUUUUUGUGUUGGUCUAGCUAAAGGUAUUGAUUGGGUACUCGAGCAUGAUGCAGAGACGUUCAAAGAUGAGCUCUCUGAGCUCUUUCCUUCGACACCUAUCAAUUCUGUUGUUAGUGUGACGAACUCUUUCCGGAAAAAUGGAAUGUGGACUUCCACCGAGAUACCCCGUGAAGGAUAUAAGAGGUGGCAGAUUGGACUUGCUGGUCACCGUCUGAUUAAGGAACCGUUUCCUUAUGAAGUCGUUGUUGACAAUGGACCAGCAUCUGCGGCGCAAAAAUUACGGGUUGAAAAAUAG